GCCGGACACAACUAUAUAUAGAAAAUUUUGUGUCGGUCAGAUACAUGCUGCGGUAGGAUUCCACUAGGGGAUUCUAGUGUAGACACUAUCUGUCUAACUAAUGAGUGGGUCAGAWCCURUUGAUGAUAGAGYUGACAACAGGAGACUAACACGUGCACGGGCACUAAGGGUACCGCACGUGUUUCAGGCCUUGGAGCCGGGAGAAGAAAGAAGGAUACGUAGAGCCCGUGCGCUAGCAGCGGGGAUAGCCGAAGCAAACAGAGCAGCAAGAGAGCAGGCAACAGCAGCCAGAGCAGCUGCGAUGGCUAACGGCGCAAGCUCUGCUGCAUCAUCAUCUGCGUCCUCGCCAGGGACUAAUGGGAGCUCGUUGGGAAUGCCAACGAGUUCCACAAGUUCCUUAGGCACUUCCGGUUCCACAGGUUCUAGACAUUCUUUAAAUCAAAUGGCAAGCUCGCAGUUCAGCCCCAUGACCGCACGUGAGCGGGAGCUCAGAGAGAUCCAACAGGUCGAGAGGCUUCGCCGUAAAUUAGAGAAGGACCUGAAAGAGGCGACCGAUAGAGAAAAUGAAAUGAAAACUAGAGCAGUCAGGCUUGAAACUUUAGAGGCUGACAAGGCUGAACUAGAGGGCUUGGAUGAGGCAACAAUGAAUGCCCAGAUGAAAGUGUUGAAGAAGAAUGUGUUGUCGCUGCACGCGCAUGUAGACAGCAGAUUCGACUUCAUGCAAAGCACUCUAGACCAGAUCCUGGACGCUUUGACAAGGCCAAGAUACCGGCCACGAGCACAAUCGUCGUUGCCGUUAUCGGCGAUAUCAGGCCCCUUUCCGGUUCAAGCUGGCACACAGCCAAGUGGCACAUCUGCAACAGGCGCACAGACUGUUGCAUCUUCUUCUUCGGGUCCAGCGGUGGUUGCUACACCACCGCAACAGGCUAGUCCUCCACAAGGACAGCCACAAGGUCAAUGGUAUCCCAAGACCCCAAUGAAACCUCCUCUUGCCUUCUCAGGCGAGAGAAAGGACGAAGAACUCAACACAUGGUUGAGGACCGUCCCGGUUUGGGUGAAGGCCAAAAGGACCUUGCCUGAGGACGAAGUGGUAACUGCGGCGUCUUACCUAGAGGGUAAGGCAGCCAAAUGGUUAGACGGUGUAGUUGUGAAGGCUGGGUACGGGCAGCGCAUGGCGGAUUGGGCUAAGUCUUUGACUUUAGACCAAUUUAUGGAGAUGGUAGAAGCUCGAUGGCAUAACCCACAGGAGGCUCAAAGGGCCACUGAUGCCAUUAACAAACUUGACCAACGCAAGUUCAGGUCAGUUAGGGAGCUUACGACUACCGUCGAGAGCCUGAUCCUCGUCCAAGGCAUCAACUACAGUGACCAGUUCUUCUUAACCACGUUUGUUAGAUGUCUACCUGAGAACAUGAGGAACUUACUAGCGAGUGAGGCACGCACUGAGUACCACUCAUUUGAGACAUUGUCUAGGAAAGCCUUAGAUUUAGAGGCCACGCUAGGCAAUGCUCAACCCACCUCAGGGAAUGACUCAAAGAAGAAGAAGAGUCCUCAGGAGUGGAAAAAGAAGGGGGCGAAGUUGAUGAUGGUUAAGUCUGAUGGGACUCAAACUGAGAUUGAUGAGCUCUCUGACCUGAUGGACUACUCAGAGUAUGACGACGAGGAGGUAGUUGAGGGUAGCACCCUUGCCGCGGUAGUAAAGACUAAGGCAGGUGGUCGAGGGAAGGGCCAACCUACGAGUCAAGGGAAGGCCACCUCCAAUCAGACCAAACAGUCUGAGUGGGUAAAGGCAGGUCUUGAUCAAGACGUGUGGCGUGACCGCCGAAUGCGUGACGCUUGCAUCAACUGCGAAGAAUACGGACACACGCAAUGGAAGUGUCAGAACACUAAGGUUAAUCCGCAAAUCAACAGACUAACCACGGCGUGGCUCAAGGAGAGGACAGUGACGGCGAUUUUCCAGGGAGAAGCGAGAGACGUACCGAUGAGGACCAGAGAAGACCUGAUUCGGGCAUACGAGAACGGCUGGCUAAGGAAGAAGCCGUUUGCAAGAGGGUUCAAGAGAGGGAGGGUCCACGGAGAAGGGCCCAAUGUGAUGUCAUACGUUGCUAAGUCGAGGGAGAUGGCUCAAUGGCUAGUGGCAAAGGCAGACGAUGUGGUGGUGAUUAGAGGAGUCGAGUAUAAGAUGCUAUUUAAAGCAUGGAUGACAAGGACAGAGCUAGAGGAGCGGAGAAGACAAGAUGAUGAAACUAAGUUCUGGGUCGUAGCUCUGAGAGUACCAUUGCGUGCUAUGUUCCAUGUGGGCGAUUUGAUUACCCAAGUGUUGGGCCCUAUCAUUACACGUCACCCCCCAGAGCCAGACGCCACACGCCCGAAGCUUAUGAAUUUGAAAUUCGAACUUGCAAGGGAAGCGGAAGAAAGGUUUGAGGCGAUCCUCGCAAUGAAGCUCGACGAUGCAAAGUUAUACAACGUACAGCUUGUCAAUAAGAACAAGCCAUGGUGCACUCGGUGCAAAUGGUGGUUCCAUACGGAAUCGGACGGCUGUCCAAGAGCCGAUGAAGCCUCGUCGAGUGAAUAGGAUGCAGUCGGAGGUCGCAACCGUGGCCCUCAACAAGGCGAAGUGGUAUUCGACUGCGGGAUCAGAUCGGCGGCCAGAGAUCAACACAUCGUUCCCUCAAGUGGAGGAGAGUUUAGCGAGGCAGCGACAAGAAGACAAGGGGGGUUCGGCCACCUAGCAAGCAGACCACGAGAUCGAGCGGCCGCUCCGAUGGGAGAUCUCCCAAAGGAUCCUAUGCCCAAGCUCACGGUGGAUACACCGGUAGGUAAACGCCUGAAGUUCUUCAUUCCACUGAGAGAUGCAAGAAAUUUCGAUGCAACACUGGGCGGGCUUGCCAUCGGUAGGGUUAACGUGUAUGCCCCUCCGCCUACUACUAGGAGUUCCGGGAGACGAACUUGAUAGUGUGCUGGUAGAACCAGCCUGAGGGAUCUCUGCUUCCAUUCUCGGAGCUCUGAAUGAACGUAUGCCACUGAA
This is a messenger RNA of Chara braunii, 3025 nucleotides long. The record is from the annotation of a GenBank genome assembly. Lineage: Eukaryota; Viridiplantae; Streptophyta; Charophyceae; Charales; Characeae.